Molecule: messenger RNA, 576 nt
Organism: Brassicogethes aeneus
Lineage: Eukaryota; Metazoa; Arthropoda; Insecta; Coleoptera; Nitidulidae
Source: the annotation of a GenBank genome assembly
AUGAAGGACAUAGCGGAUGUGCCCAUGAGCGACCAGUCACUGACAGCGGAAGAAGGAACGAAAAAUAAGAAGAAAUUAAAGAAAAAGGCAUCCAUCAAAGGGACAACGACGACAGACAGCGAAACGGAAGAUGGCGUAAGAAAGAUUAAGAAGAAAACAGAAGGGCAUGAUGAAGGUCUGGUUUUAUUUGUUUUAUUGUUAGGAAGCGUCCUGGGGCUUCCCAGGGAAAUAAUUGUGGACGAUGAAGGGCCGGCCCUUAAAGCUAAUAAGCUGCAAAAUAUCGAAGAUGAAGGGUUUGAUGAGGAAAGUCCGCCAUGUUUUAUUGAAUAUAAGGUUAUGAAACGAUUAAAGGGGUCCUGCAUUAAACUCCACGAGCAUACGCAGGCCUGUGUUGCGGAAAACUACCUUGAGGUAGCCCAUCCACAAUGCAUGUAUAAGUAGAAAAAAACCAGAAUAAAUAUGUUAUGAAGAACCGCAAUGGACAAUGAUAACGAUAUAAUUCUUAAAACACAUGGGCUAUAUUAUAUUUUAGGUUGUAUUAUAAAACUUUGAUUUUACAAUAAAAAGAUGCAGUGA